Molecule: messenger RNA, 1116 nt
Organism: Helianthus annuus (common sunflower)
Lineage: Eukaryota; Viridiplantae; Streptophyta; Magnoliopsida; Asterales; Asteraceae
Exons: 1
Coding region: 1-1116 (371 amino acids)
Molecular function (GO): nucleic acid binding; zinc ion binding
Source: RefSeq, a predicted model, not a curated record
AUGCCUCCUCGACGAGAUACACAAUCUCAAAGCAAUGAACAAGUCGCAGCCCUUGUCGCUCAGCAAAUGGCUGCAGUGCUUCCAAGCGUAGUAACCCAGAUUCAUCAGAUAUACAACAACAAUAACAACAACAACGCCCAGUGUAAUUUCAAGACCUUCAAUUCAGCCAAACCGCUUAAAUUUUCUGGGUCUGAAGGAGCAACCGCACUCUUACAAUGGUUCGAAAGUAUAGAAAGCACAUUCCGCCAUGUUCAGUGUCCCAAUGAGCGAAAGGUAGAUUUCGCUUCGAGUGUCUUUCAAAGGAGAGCACUCACUUGGUGGAAUGGUAUUAUGAGGGACCGAGGUGCCGAGGUAGCAAUGGAACUGACGUGGGAAGAAUUUAAGGAUCUUAUGAAGAAGGAAUUCUGCCCACGAAGCGAAAUAAGGUCACUUGAAAAUGGGUUCUAUUAUUUAAAACAUGAUAGUGGGGAAAAUCGUGCCUACACUGACCGAUUUGAACAGUUAAGCCUACUUUGCCCCACUAUGGUCACACCUUUGGAUCGAGCCAUUGAGAAAGACAUCGACGGUUUACCUGACUCUGUCCAAGACAUUGUCACUGGCAGCCAACCUGCAACGCUUAGGGAGGCUAAGGAAUUAGCUGCUAUCUUGACUGACUCUCAGGUUAGAAAAGGUAAGUUAUUUCGACAUGGAGACAAGAAACAAGACACCGAAUCUGUUAACGAGAAUUCGAGAAGACCAAAGGCCGAAUCUUCUAAAAGUUCUAGGAAGUGCAAGGCUUCAAAGAAUUUUGCAAUUCCUGCACCUGCUCCACUGAACUCAGUACCCUUUAAGGGAUUUUAUCAUGGGAAGCAACCUCGGUGCAAUCUUUGCAAUUAUCAUCAUGCGUCAAAUUCCCCUUGUGGCCAGUGUACAAUUUGUGGUUUAUUUGGACAUCUAGCUAUGACCUGUCGUAUCCAGAACCGAGCAGCCCCUACUCGGACAUGCCCAAGAGCAUGUUUCAAUUGUGGUGACUUAAAUCAUUUCAAGCGAAACUGCCCCAAGCUUGCCAAUGCUAAUGGACGAGUAUUCAACAUCAACGAGGCUCAAGCUAAUGAUCAAGCGCUUAUGAUCAUUUGA